GGGAAGGCGAUGGGGAAGGCGGCCGGGAGCUUCGGCGAUGAUUUGGGGGACGAUUUCCUCACGUCUUGGAAGCCUGGGAAGCUCGGCGCGGCGCCGGGGCUGGAUCUUGACGACUCGCCGCCUCGGCCCAUGGCCAAGACCGGGAAGACGUUUGAUCUCUCCAAAUUCGAUAUGGAUUUGGACCUUGAUGGAGGUUUUAACAAGCUAGCCUCGUUUAAUAUCGAUCUCGAUCUCCCUGGCAUUGACGCUACGAUGGAGAAGAACGCUGACACUGGAUCCAAAACUAAAGAAUCCAUGGAGGUUUCUCCACUAUGUCGUCCCCCUGCUCGAGAAAAGCUGCGCGUUGAUCUCUCCGACAAGAACCUUGACACUGGAUCCAAAUCGAUGGAUAUUUCUCCAGUAUCUCGUCCCCCUGCUCGAGACACUGAUCUCUCCGACAACAACGCUGAGACUGGAUCCAAAACUAAAGAAUCGAUGGAGAUUUCUCCAGUAUCUCGCCCCCCUGCUCGAGACAAGCUGCGCGUUGAUCUCUCCGACCUGGAUUCGAUGAAUGAGAAGAACGCUGACACUGGAUCCAAAACCAAAGAAUCGAUGGAGAUUUCUCCGGUAUCUCGUUCCCCUGCUCGAGACAAGCUGCGUAUCUCCGGCCUGGAUUCUGACAAGAACCCUGACACAGGAUCCAAAACUAAAGACUCGAUGGCUGUUGUUUCUCCAGCAUCUCGCCCGCCUGCUCGACACAAGCUACGUGUUGAUAUUUCCGGUCUGGAUUCUAGGAAUGACAAGAACGCUGACACUGGAUCCAAAACUAAAGAAUCGAUGGAGAACGGACCAGUUGUUUCUCCAGUAUCUCGUCUCCCUGCUAGAGGCAAGCUACGUGCUGAUCUGUCCGGCCUAGGUUCUAGGUAUGACAAGAACGCUGACACUAGAUCCAAAACUAAAGAAUCUUCUCCAGUAUCUCGUACCCCUGCUCGAGACAAGCUGCGUGUUGAUCUCUCCGGUCUGGAUUCUAGGAAUGACAAGAACGCUGACACCGGAUCCAAAACUAAAGAUUCUUCUCCAGUAUCUCGAACCGCUGCUCGAGACAGGCUAUGUAUUGACCUCUCCGGCCUGGAUUCUAGGAAUGACAAUAACACUGACGCUGGAUCCACAAGUAAAGAUGUUCCAGCAGAUAAGCUGGACUCCUUUGAUGUGGACCACUCUGAUGCUGCAAAGGAGAAGAGCAACGGAUCCAAAGGUAAAGAUGUGGUACGAUCGGUGGACGAGUAUUCUUCAUCACCUCCUCCUGCUCGAGAGAACAAUCCUGCCAUCGAUGCCAUCAAUGUGCAAGAGAUGGAGUGGCGACCGGAGCCUGCUCCCCCGCUGGCCAUCGAUGCGCAAGAGAUGGAGUGGCGACCGGAGCCUGCUCCUCCACUGCUGGAGAAGCCUGAAAACGAGGUGGUCGACAAAGUGGACUGCUACACGGAAGUUCUGGAGGAGAUGUGGAAGAUGCUCAAGCAGAAGAAGGAGGAAGCCACAGAUCUUCUGGUGAGGGCGAUCGUUGCAAACAACAAGCUGCUGUUGCUCAACAGUCCUGUGCACGACGAGAAAAUAUCCUUGCAUUUCUCAGUUUCAAAGAGCUUGCUUCCUUUCCAUACUACAUUUCUCUUCACAUCCAGCUUCUCAGGCGCUCUGUGAAUGAAUUACUGGCAGAACCUUCUAAAGUCUGAGGUACUUGGUUUGUUUACUUUCCAACGUCAAACGUAAACGUUUGAUCGCGUUACUUAGUUUAAUAAGUUUCGAGA
This is a messenger RNA of Selaginella moellendorffii, 1781 nucleotides long. RefSeq names its product serine-aspartate repeat-containing protein F. Bases 10 to 1674 code for a protein of 554 amino acids. The record is from RefSeq and is a predicted model, not a curated record. The transcript is spliced from 15 exons. NCBI's taxonomy places the organism in Eukaryota, Viridiplantae, Streptophyta, Lycopodiopsida, Selaginellales, Selaginellaceae.